Messenger RNA from Cololabis saira (Pacific saury), 3283 nucleotides. It is a transcript of the gene ptpn22, whose product is annotated as protein tyrosine phosphatase non-receptor type 22. NCBI's taxonomy places the organism in Eukaryota, Metazoa, Chordata, Actinopteri, Beloniformes, Belonidae. Gene Ontology annotation, cellular component: cytoplasm; nucleus. Gene Ontology annotation, biological process: peptidyl-tyrosine dephosphorylation. The transcript is spliced from 26 exons. The record is from RefSeq and is a predicted model, not a curated record. The coding region runs from base 219 to 2648 and encodes 809 amino acids. Gene Ontology annotation, molecular function: non-membrane spanning protein tyrosine phosphatase activity.
CAGAAGCUUGGUCUUGCUUCCUCUAAAAUAGUUCAUAUGUUCCGUCACAAUAGUUCCUUGAUGAGACAGUUGCAACAGAGAAGUGAGCUAUGGCAACAGGAGUGCCACAGCACUAGACACUGGGGUUGGCAGCCCUACGCCCUGAUCGCUUGGCAGAGACCCUGGUGACCUGACAUGCCUGAGAGAGUGGUCCUGACCCAGGAGGUGCACAGCCAAGCAUGGAGCAGCAGGCCCGGGUUCUGAGGGAGAUCCUGACCCGGCUGGAGAGCCAGGAGGCUGUGGGUGAUGGGGAACCGAAUGGCAUUGCUGGGGAGUUUGCGAGGUUGAAAAGUCUGUCAACAAAGUACCGCAGUGACAAGGCCUACCCAAGCAAGGCAGCAGAAAAGCAGGAAAACGUCAAAAAGAACCGAUACAAGGACAUUGUUCCCUUUGACCACAGCAGAGUAAAACUCACUUUCAACACGUCGAAGAAUAAUUCCGACUACAUCAAUGCCAGUUUCAUCAAGGGGGCGUCGGGGACCAGGGCUUAUAUCGCCACUCAGGGUCCCCUGCCGCACACAGUUAUCGACUUCUUGAGGAUGGUUUGGGAGUACAACAUCGAGGUCAUAGUGAUGUCCUGUCGUGAAUUUGAGAUGGGAAGGAAAAAGUGUGAGCUCUACUGGCCUCCGAAAGGGGAGGAGUUUAUUUGCGAACCAUUUACAGUUCACUGUGAUUCUGAGGAAAAUAAAGGGGAUUAUAUAACAAGGAUAUUACGGGUGACUUAUCGCAAGUGUUGCCACACAGUGAAACAGCUGCACUAUGUGAACUGGCCGGAUCACGGCGUGCCUCAGUCCAUCCCCCCCAUCCUGGAGAUGCUGCAGGAGAUGCGCUCGUAUCAGGCCCACGACGACAUCCCCAUCUGCAUCCACUGCAGUGCUGGUUGUGGGAGAACAGGGGCCCUGUGUGUCAUUGAUUAUACAUGGAACCUCCUCAGGAAACAGAUGAUUUCUUCAGACUUCAAUGUCUACAGUUUAGUUGAAACCAUGAGAACCCAGAGGCCGUCCGUGGUGCAAACCAAGGAACAAUAUCUGCUCGUCUACAGAACCAUUAAGCUGCUGUUUCAGCAAUAUUUGCACCCCAUGGAUGCACCAACCUGGCAAAAUGAGGUGACAGCUAUGGCUGCCGUGGCUGAAAGUGAGCUGUCUGACUUGAGCAAGGAGUUGGAUAAUAUGCCACAACACCCGCGCCUGCUCGAUGAGGAGAUGAGUGCUUUACUACGUUUGCACACUCCCUUACCCUCUGCUGCAGAAAAUGGACCGGAUGAAAGACCCAUGAGCGUCUCUAAACCGCUGCAAACCAGCCAGAAACUCCCUGCAGUGGAGGAUGGGAGUGAUGACAUGUCAUCACUCCUGCAGCCACCUUCACCGGAUGUGGCAAAAGCCAUUUGUCACAUGGUGGAAGACCCCUAUUUUGACUCACCUAUGAGCUCCCCGUCGUCAGAGGAGACAGCAGCAAGCUCACCUGAAGACACCGACUGGACGCAGAGCCCUCUCAACAGUGGACCGGCUUUGCUGCUAAAUGAUCAGACCCUGAAGUUUGAUUCUACUGCCUCAGAUGUUCUGGAUGAGGAAGCCCCCCCUCCACUGCCUGAACGGACCCCUGAAUCAUACGUCCUGGCUAUGAAUGCAGAGGUCCCAGACCCAUGUGAAAUGUUAUCUCUUGUCAUUCCGCCCAACAAUGAAACUACACCAGGAAGUAGCCCCUGUCCCUCCCCCGUCCCCCCACUUCCAGAGAGAACCCCGGAGUCAUAUGAACUGGCUACUGAUCAAGCUCUCGUGGAGCAGGACACAGGGGCCAGGCCGGCUGUCAACCCGGGCACAGCAGAAGAGUCUGCAGAUCGUUCUGGAAGCUCAACGCCUGACACCAUAUUUCAGGAUGUGACUACAGAUUCUUCGAGGAGAAAACAUCUGAGAGCAAAAAAGACUUUCUCAGCUCCAAUGCUACUUGAUUAUGGACCAAACGUGACUUCAAACCUCAACCACAACGGUCUGCCCCUGGACCUCCUGACCCCCGCACACCUUCCUCAAACUGAGCACAUUGUGACUGGAGCCACAGCAGACAGAACAGCGGUACCCGACCUCACCACAGAACAUGUGGAUGAGAGAAACACCAUGCACCUGCAUUCUUCAGUACAGCCCUUACCAAAGGUGGGCCUGUCGUCUGAGUGGGACGGCACUAGUCAGCCCAAAACCUUCCUGGGUGUCAUGAUCAGGAGCAAGAGCGUUCGAACAAAGAGUUCAAGAGAAGUUCGUUUCUCUGCUAUAGAGCCCCUCACUGUGUUUCAGCAGAGCGUUUCACUUCCUGUGGUCGAGGCUGAAGGAGGAAGUGCACAAGUGGAACACCGUGACGCCGACCGCAGGACCUCUCUGAACAGCGACGGUCCAGGAAACAAAUCAGACAAGAGCAGUGAGAGGGGCAUGGUGAGAUCCAAGAGUCUGAAAUUCUUUAGACCCAAACAGAGACCUAAAACCGGCCCUCCGGAACCUCCUGCUCAGCCCGAAGCUCCACCUCAGGCAUUUACUCCCUCGUUUAAAGUAUUCAAAUUUGGAUUUGGGAAGCGUUUUGGAAAGCCCAAAGGUCCCCGGAACUAUCCCGAGACCUGGGUCUGAGGAACUUCACCCCGUUUUGAAACAAAAGCGGGCCUUUUCUUCUUCCAGCGCCAUGACGCACUUCAUUCCUUCACGUCGUCCUGGACAGAAGCAGGUUUAUCACAAAUCUGUCAAGAGAAUGACCCAAAACAGCUGAAGUGAACAGCACUUGCUUUUCUUGUUUCUUUUUUUCUUUGCAUCCUGACAAAAGGGGCAGUAGCGCCUCCUGCAGGAAUCACACGGGAAGUGUCUCAUUAGUAGCAAGAGGUCAAACUGGUUUUCAUUUGGGAAACAGUUCCUCAACAAACUACACUGACAAUGACUCCGAUGUCGGACUCCUUAAAAAAUGUACGAGAUUAAUGCGUGUGGAGAAGUGGGUCGGCUGAAGUGAGAAGUUGAACGCUUCUUCUUUUAGUGUUAAACGUUAUGCUGUUAGAUAUGUAUGAAUGCACCUGCAUGCUGUCAGCGUGAUACGGGAAAACGGGAUUUGUUCAACAGCACAUCACUCCUUGUGAACUAAGCUUGUUAUUUAGGUAGUUAAAGCAUCUUUCAUUCAACUUCUGGAAAUUGAUUUUUGAAUGAACAAUGAGUCUCAUGCAAAUGAUGCAACAGCACACAAUUAUUUAUUGAAAAAUAUUAAAAGACUAUGCAUCAUU